Molecule: messenger RNA, 1683 nt
Organism: Sinocyclocheilus grahami
Lineage: Eukaryota; Metazoa; Chordata; Actinopteri; Cypriniformes; Cyprinidae
Exons: 9
Coding region: 1-1284 (427 amino acids)
Biological process (GO): negative regulation of T cell proliferation; cell surface receptor signaling pathway; immune response
Cellular component (GO): external side of plasma membrane
Source: RefSeq, a predicted model, not a curated record
AUGAAGGUUGUUUCUCACAGUUCUAAUACUCCAUCUCUCAAAGUCGUGCGUGGAUCUGAUGUAUCUUUGCGAUGUGACUUCCCUCUCCUGUCUGAAUCCUCCACAUUGCACUGGGAGAAAGACGGAGAACAAAUAUCCAACACCACACUGAUGUACAACAACUCUGCCUACAUCAUCUUACACACUGUUGAUGAACGCAGUGAAGGGACAUAUUACUGUAAAUUGAUGGAAGAUGGAAGAGUACAAACUGUUAGGAUUCACACACUUAAUGUCACUUCACAUUCACACAAUGGAAGAAAAAAAAAUCUAAUUUACAGACAAAGCUCCAAUAAUAGUGAUGUAUUACUCAUCUGCAAAUCUAGCAGGAAAUAUGACAGCUUGAAGUGGACCUGGGAGCCGAGUCCUAAUUCACAGAUUGAUCUGAUAGCCUUUGAAAAAGAAAAACAAGUUCACUUAAAAGGACCAAUUAAACCAGGGAGAUGCUCUUCAGCCACAUACAACAGUCAAGCUUUAAUCUUUCACAUCUCACCUGUGAACUUCAAUUACAGAGGGACGUAUAGGUGUAUUACAGAAACUGGCAUCUACACAACAAUAAUACUACACACCAUCAGAGUCUCAGUGAAGCCCCCUGAUGGUGUGUUGAGGAAUCAGUCAGUGGUUCUUACCUGUGAGCUUUCUGAAGUAACUGGUUCAGUGAUGCUGGUCUGGCUCAUGAUGGAGGGGAACAGAGGAGUUCUGGACAAAAAGCAAAUUAUGACUGAGAAAAAUAACAAGUUACAACUCACAGUGAAUCUAUCCAGCUAUGAAACAGACCCGAUGAACUGGCAGUGUGCAGUUUUUACUGAGAAUACACUCAGAGCUCUGGCCCCCAUAACAAACAGUCUUACCUCAACAACUACAAAUGCUCCAAGUAUGUCAACAGAAACUUCAAUUGUAACAAACCAAAGUAAACAUGCAACGGCUACAGCAUCCUGUGUUUUGGCUCUGUUAACUGGGAUUCUGCUUGGAGCUCUCUUGUAUUACUGUUACAGGAAACGUAUGUCAGUGCACUCUGACCCUCAGGAGUCUGAACCAGUCUACAUCAAUAUCAGCCAAAUGAGGAAUGACAGAGUAGAGCGCAGCAGCACACUGGAAAACAGAGAAAACAGUCCUGAAAUAUACCGUAAUAUAAGACGAAACAGAUAUGGAAAAACAAACAUAAAUAAAAGAGAUGAGACAACAGUUACAUCAGACAGUGUAACCUACGCAACAAUUUAUUUCAACAAAUCCAGGUUCCAGACUUAGACAUAACUCCCCAACAUUAUUAUGAAAACUUAAGGAAGAGAGAGUUUUGUCAUUUGUUUAUAGUGUUUUAUUUAAGCUUUGUGAACGUCAAACUAUUGUAUCAUGGAGAAAGUAUAACAUUUUCUUUAUAUAACAGCAGAUAGCGCUGUCUGACUACAUAAGCUACCAGCUGAGUCGGUUUAGGGGUGUUGUUGUAUGACCAAAUACAUCUAACUGCCUUCAGUAAACCACCAUGAAUAUUAGUCUAACUGGCUGAAACUGUAUAACUGCAUCCCUCAAUUAAUGUUGUGUUAGUCACAUGUGUACAAGCAUCAACUAAAGUGAAUAUCAUUAUGAUUUUACAUUUGUUAUGGUAUUAUAGCCACCUUCACGUAAGUGCAAGUAUGCUGAUGAAAUGGC